Molecule: messenger RNA, 3441 nt
Organism: Magnolia sinica
Lineage: Eukaryota; Viridiplantae; Streptophyta; Magnoliopsida; Magnoliales; Magnoliaceae
Product: protein TORMOZ EMBRYO DEFECTIVE
Exons: 15
Coding region: 108-2762 (884 amino acids)
Biological process (GO): endonucleolytic cleavage in 5'-ETS of tricistronic rRNA transcript (SSU-rRNA, 5.8S rRNA, LSU-rRNA); endonucleolytic cleavage to generate mature 5'-end of SSU-rRNA from (SSU-rRNA, 5.8S rRNA, LSU-rRNA)
Cellular component (GO): small-subunit processome; 90S preribosome; nucleolus
Molecular function (GO): protein binding; U3 snoRNA binding
Source: RefSeq, a predicted model, not a curated record
AGCCCGGCCGUUGACCGCCCAAAACCCUAACCAAGGUCUGGAAGAGCGCUGCUAUACCCGCCUAAAAAAAAAAAAAAACAUCGGCGUCUCUCACUCAGAGAAAAUCAAUGGCGUCUGGGAGCUUGAAGAGGAACUACCACUGCGUGCCUUCUCUCCAGCAGUUCUACACGGGUGGCCCCUUCGCCGUCUCCUCCGACGGCUCGUUUCUAACGUGCGCCUGCGACGACAAGAUAAAGAUCGUGGACUCGUCGAACGCGUCGAUAAGGGCGACCCUGGAAGCGGACACUGAGUCAGUCACCGCGUUGGCUCUGAGUCCCGACGAUAAGCUCCUCUUCUCCGCCAGCCAUAGCAGGCUUAUUAGGGUUUGGGAUCUCUCCUCUCUCAAAUGCCUGCGUUCUUGGAAGGGGCAUGAGGGUCCUGUGAUGGGCAUGGCCUGUCAUUCUUCCGGGGGCUUGCUUGCUACUGCAGGAGCUGAUAGGAAAGUUCUUGUUUGGGAUGUUGAUGGAGGCUUCUGUACACAUUACUUGAAAGGUCACAAGGGAGUCAUAACGAGCAUCAUGUUCCAUCCUGAUCCAAACUGCCUAUUUCUGUUCUCUGGAAGUGAUGAUGCAACUGUUAGAGUUUGGGAUCUUUCUACUAAAAAGUGCAUGGCGGUGCUAGAAAAGCAUUUCUCGGCAGUUACUUCUUUGGCACUAUCUGAAGAUGGAUGGACCUUGCUUAGUGCUGGAAGAGAUAAGGUUGUAAAUUUAUGGGACCUUCAUAGCUACAGCUUCAAGAUGACUGUGCCAACAUAUGAAGUGCUUGAAACCGUUUGUGUUAUUCACAAUGGAACUGGCUUUUCUGCUUGUUUGAACAAGCACAAUGGGAAGAAGAAGAAAACUGGCUCACCACCGGUGUGCUUUUUGACUACAGGAGAGCGUGGUAUUGUACGAAUUUGGAGCUCUGAAGGUGCAGUCUGCAUAUAUGAGCAACGAUAUACAGAUGCCACUGUUAGUUCGGAUGAGGAUGAUGUCAGACGGGGUUUCACAUCAGCUGUUAUAUUACCUUCGGAUCAAGGAUUGCUCUGUGUCACAGCUGAUCAGCAGUUUCUAUUCUAUUGUCCAGCAGAGUCUCUUGAGGGGUCAUUUCACUUAAAUCUAAACAAACGGCUUGUUGGUUACAAUGAAGAGAUUGUGGAUCUUAAGUUUUUGGGUGAGGAGGAACAAUUUCUUGCCGUAGCUACAAACUUGGAACAGGUGCGAGUGUAUGACCUUGCAUCCAUGUCAUGUUCCUAUGUAUUGGCAGGGCACGCAGACAUCGUUCUAUGCCUUGACACAUGUGUCUUAAGUUCUGGGAAGACACUUAUUGUAACUGGAAGCAAGGACAAUACUGUUAGAGUAUGGGAAGAUAACAACAGAUGCUCCAUAGGUGUUGGUACUGGCCAUAUGGGAGCCGUUGGAGCUGUGGCUUUUUCAAAGAAGCGGAAGAGUUUUUUUGUCAGUGGUAGCUAUGAUCGUACCCUUAAGGUAUGGAGUUUGGAUGGUCUCUUAGAGAAUGGUAGUGAAGUCAUUAAUCUGAAAGUCAAAGCAGUUGUUGCGGCUCAUGAUAAAGAUAUUAAUUCUCUUGCUGUGGCGCCAAAUGAUAAUCUUGUUUGCAGUGGUUCCCAGGAUCGUACUGCCUGCAUAUGGAGGCUUCCAGAUUUAGUAUCAGUUGUAGUACUUAGAGGGCACAAAAGGGGGAUUUGGUCCGUAGAAUUCUCUCCUGUGGAUCAGUGCGUGAUAACUUCUUCCGGUGAUAGAACAAUAAAAAUAUGGGCCAUAUCUGAUGGUUCGUGCUUAAAAACAUUCGAAGGCCAUACAUCAAGUGUACUGCGAGCCUCUUUCCUUACUCGCGGCACCCAGUUUGUUUCUUGUGGUGCUGAUGGCUUGGUAAAGCUAUGGACAAUCAAAACAAAUGAAUGUAUUGCAACCUAUGAUGAGCAUGAGGCCAAGGUUUGGGCAUUAGCUGUCGGGAAAAAGACAGAAAUGCUUGCAACUGGUGGUGGUGAUGCUGUUGUCAAUUUGUGGCAUGACUGCACUGCUGCAGAUAAGGAGGAAGCUUUUCGUAGAGAAGAGGAAGGGGUUCUGAAAGGUCAAGAGAUGGAAAAUGCUGUAUCAGUGGCUGAUUAUACCAAAGCAAUUCAACUUGCAUUCGAACUUCGCAGACCCCACAAACUCUUCGAUUUAUUUGCAGAGCUUUGCAGGGAGAGAGAAGCUGAGGAUCAAAUAGAGAAAGCUCUCCAUGUCCUUGGGAAAGAAGAGAUCCAUCUGCUUUUUGAAUAUGUUCGAGAGUGGAAUACGAAGCCAAAGCUUGCUCAUGUUGCGCAAUUUGUGCUUUUCCAGGUUUUCAACAUCCUUCCUCCCACUGAGAUUAUUGAGAUAAAAGGCAUUAGUGAGCUCCUUGAAGGUCUCAUACCCUACUCACAGAGGCAUUUCAGCAGGAUAGACAGGCUUCUACGAAGCACCUUUUUAUUGGACUACACUCUGACCGGAAUGUCUGUUAUUGAUCCUGAAACUGACUCCUUAGAGUCCAAAGAUGGAUCCAUGUUGCACUCAGAUGAUGUGCAAGCAAGCAUGCCAUUCUCGGCUGAAAUUGAUGGCAGGGAGCAGAAUCAGGGUUCGACUGAGGUAAGGGAAGAGAAGGUUUCCUCAAAGAAACGAAAAUCAAGCAAAUCGAGAAGCGGGGCAAAGAAAUUCAAGGAGACCAAAUACGUGGAUGGAUCGGCUGUUGCACUACAGGCCUAACCCAAUUCAUUACUUCUAAUCUGGUCAGGAUCCAGGUUGGUCAUCAAGUGGGUCACGGCAUAGAUUCCCUGGGCCAAAAAUAGAUGGUUAAAAGAUUUUGACUCGAUCCUGUCUGUGGCCCGCCACCACCCAAAUUUUCGCUCAGGAAUCUACAUGGUGCGGCUCCCGUGAGGCUCUGAUCGCCCGCGUUUGCACAUGGAGUAUGAGGGCACUUCUGACUUGCCUGUUUGGAUCCCCAUUUGCCCAAAGCUGCGGGCAUGUAGCAUCUAGUUGAUUGGCCCAAAUGAAGGGCAAAAAUACCAUGUCCCAUCUCCACCAUUUUCGAAGGUAAUAUAUGAUGCUCCUCCGCAAGGGGGUUAAAUGGCUGUCAGGGUUCAGUGAUCUGAACCGUUGAUAUCAGGCUCCAGUUUGGAUGGUACCUUUACCGAAAGUGUCCAAGACUGGAAGAAUUCUAUGUUGCAUUGUAUGUUGAACGUUGUUUUCUGUUUUACCUCAUCUCUGGCUGCAGCCUGAUGAGCACUACAGAUCCCCUGCAAGGGGGAGCUGCAGGAAGAUUCCUGUCAGUUCCUGCAGCCCCCUGACGUAGUGCGAUGAAAAAGUGUUCACUUGUAUCCAUCAAACCAACAGUUGAUAAAUCCUUAUUUCGCACUUGAAUGUUCCUAAUCUAUUCAUUAAUCAA